AUGGCAACUGCAGCAGCACCGGAGGAAGUUGUUACUGCGAAACCAGUGGCGGCGGAGCCACUACUUUCGUCGGCGGCGAUAGAGAAGCCAACCGAUGUGUUGGAGGAUAAAUCUGUCAUUCCUGUGCCUCACGAGAAAGUCCACGAUUCCAAAGCUGCUGCCGUCCCCGAAAAGGCUCUAGAACCUUUACCGAAGAAAAGCUCAAAAGGAUCCCUUGACAGAGAUAUUGCUCUUGCUAAGAUAGAAGAUGAAAAGAGAUUGUCGUUUAUCGAGGCAUGGGAGGAAAGUGAGAAGAGCAAAGUGGAGAACUGGGCACACAAAAAGCUUUCUGAGGUUUCAUCAUGGGAAAACAGCAAAAAAGCAGCUCUUGAAGCCAAACUAAAGCAGAUUGAGGAACAAUUGGAGAAGGAGAAAGCGGAUCAUGCUGAAAGAAUGAAAAAUAAGUUAGCUCUCAUUCACAAGCAAGCAGAAGAGAAGAGAGCUAUGGUUGAAGCUAGACGAGGCGAAGAAAUUCUCAAAGCAGAUGAGAUGUCUGCAAAAUUCCGUGCAACCGGGCAUGCUCCUACGAAGGUUUGUGGGUGUAUCGGAGGUUAA
Molecule: messenger RNA, 594 nt
Organism: Fraxinus pennsylvanica
Lineage: Eukaryota; Viridiplantae; Streptophyta; Magnoliopsida; Lamiales; Oleaceae
Source: the annotation of a GenBank genome assembly